AAAUAAUAAAGGCAACAGUCAAGAUGGCGGCGCCCACGUUGUAAAACUUGAUAGAAAUAAUUAUGUCCGUGGUUUGGACUACAAUUAGCUCACCCCCAUACCGUAGUUUACAUGUUUGAAAACAUGGAAUCACAUGACCCUACUUUAACCGGAUUGCAUCAUGAUGUAUCAGAGUUCAGGGGAAAUUCGAGAGAGGAACUUCUAGCUGUCAUUCAGCAGUUGAGGUCGGAAGUGGCAGCCUUACGGAGCACACAAUCUAAGGAUGCUACUGGCAGUGAAGAUGGACAGAGUUCUGAGUUGGCCACUAGGAGGAACAAAAAGCAGAGGAUUCAAAGGCCCUUUGACUUCUCCAAGUACAACACAAGACAUGUUGCUUUACGGAUUGCCUACCUUGGGUGGGAUUACCAAGGCUUUGCAAGUCAGGAAAACACAGACAAGACAAUUGAGGCAGAACUCUUUGAAGCUCUGACCAAGACACGCCUCAUCCAGUCCAGAGACACUGCUAACUACUCCCGCUGUGGCCGUACCGACAAAGGUGUGAGUGCAUUUGGCCAGGUCAUCUCCAUUGACCUGAGGUCAAACCUUUUGGAAGGGUUAGGGGUGAUUCAGACCCCAGGAGGAAAGGCAUGUGAAAGACCAGGCGAUAAGACCAAGGAGAUUGAGUACACUCACAUCCUGAACAGAGUGCUUCCUGAGACUAUCCGUUGCCUUGCGUGGACACCUGUAGACCCCGGCUUUGAUGCAAGGUUCAGCACCCUGCACAGGACCUAUAAGUACUUCUUUCCUAGAGGAGACCUGGACAUUCAAGUUAUGCAGGAGGCUGCCCAAAAACUUGUGGGUGAUCACGAUUUCCGUAAUUUUUGUAAGAUGGAUGUUGGAAAUGGAGUUGUCAACUUUUGCCGCACUAUUAUUUCCAUCGACAUAGCACCAUUGGAUGAUAGCGAGGCAGGGUAUCAAAUGUAUGAGCUGACAGUGACAGGCCAAGCUUUCUUGUACCAUCAGGUGCGAUGUAUGGUGGCCAUCUUGUUUCUAAUUGGACAGCAUAAGGAAAAUUCAGAGAUAAUUGACAGAUUUCUAGACAUCAAAGCACAGCCAUGCAAGCCACAGUAUUCAAUGGCAUCGGAAUACCCACUGGUCCUUUAUGAUUGCUCAUACACUGGCAUCCAGUGGAUAUAUGAAAGAGGAGACCAGGACCACAAUAUCUCACGGCUUCAGCAAAUGUGGGCUCAACAGGUAGUCAGAGCAAUAACUCUUAAAAGAAUGCUUGAUGGACUCAAUUUAGCACCUGUCCCGGCUGAGUGGACAGACCAAACUCCAGACUCUUCCAGGGCCGACAAUUCAGCCACCCGCCCUUGGCACGAUGUCUAUCCUUCAGUCACAAACCAGGCAACGUUCCUUCUACUUGGCACUUCCUCCAAAUCCCACAAGCCUCUCUUGGACCGACCAGUAUGUGAAUCUCUUGAGAAUCGCAUCAAACAUUUUGCCAAAAAAAGACGUCUGGAUGCUAGUGAAUAGAAUCUGCAGAACUUUAAAUCUCUCCAUGUUUAUCUACAAAGAUCGCAACUGAUAAGGCUUUGAGAACACCAGGAGUGAACUUGGGAGAUGGCAGGGCUAGCUUAUUUUGUCACACAGAUUACUUGAUGUGCUAUAAACUUCCUGUUAAUUAACUUGGAGCAAAAUGUUUUUGAAAGUGAAGGAUGGGUAAGUUUAGGGAUCUAUUAGUUUGGGAAAGAUUAUUAACAUUUUCUUUUUCAAAAAGUGGCCCUUUCUUUUUAAUCACCCCAACAAAUAAUUGACAACGUUCCUCAUAUCUCAUGUAAUUGUUGCUCUGUUUCAAAUUUGGUUGUAUUUUUUGGGUGUUUGUGUUUAGUUUUUCUACCAUUUUGAGCAAAUCGUCAUGUCAGUGCGACAAGGUCGUAUCUUGUAUACAAAACCAAUGCGAGUUAUGACCUUGUUGCACUGACAUGACGAAAUACUAGUCCCUCAAAAGUGCAAUGAACUUGCAACUUGAAAACAUGCAGAGAGAAGGAAUAAAACUCACUUCAGUGAAACAGAUUUAGAUAUUUCCAUUCGCGAUUAAACUUUGCUCUGAGUUUUGGAGCUAUGUAACAGAGUUUCUAAUGCAUAUCCUUAACAGGAUGUCUCCUUUUGAUUGUAUAGUCUCAUAUUUUUGGCUUUACGGGAGGGUCACUUGUUAAAAAAAACUCUGGUUAAGAAAAAUACAGAGUGAACACAUAUCAGUAACUAAUUUUUCAAAGUGAUCAAUGUAUGACUGCCUUAUUUUAAACAGUUAUUUCAAUGGUUUUUAGUAGUUUAAAAAAAUAUCAGCCACUUUGAUAUAAGUUACACAAAUUGAACAAAAAAUCAGCUCAAGUUUAACGAGCAAGAGCCACGUCAUUGUUCAUUGUUAAAAGGUUACAUUCCCUUUUUGUAGAGGCUUUGCUUGGUCGCCAUCUUGCAGGGGUUCUUUUGUUCCACUGGGAAUCCUUUGUGCAUAAGCCGUGGAACCACUCAAAGCCUCCAUAGAAUUAAGAAGGCAAACCCUUGUUAUGGGUACAGAGCCCCAAAGGUCUGGAGUCAAUGGAGAGAAAGUGGGGCAGAUGGCGAAUAAAUCAUUUGUCCUGAAACAAUA
This is a messenger RNA of Acanthaster planci (crown-of-thorns starfish), 2632 nucleotides long. RefSeq names its product pseudouridine synthase 3 (gene pus3). Gene Ontology annotation, cellular component: cytoplasm; nucleus. The record is from RefSeq and is a predicted model, not a curated record. Gene Ontology annotation, molecular function: pseudouridine synthase activity; RNA binding. Lineage: Eukaryota; Metazoa; Echinodermata; Asteroidea; Valvatida; Acanthasteridae. Gene Ontology annotation, biological process: mRNA pseudouridine synthesis; tRNA pseudouridine synthesis.